AUGGCAGAAUGCCAAUCAGAUGAGCUUCAAGCUCGAAUGUCAGCUUAUGCUAGUGGUGAGAUGGAUGUAGCGGCCCUUGUUGAUGACUCUCAUCAUAAAGCACGACUACUAGAAGAAUGUGAACAACUCAGAAGUAAAUUGUCACAGGCGAAUGAGCGCGUACAAGAAGUGGAGGCGAAGUGGAUCACUGACAAAGCGGCACUCGAUCGUCGAUUGUUGGAUCUUGUAAGAGAACGGGAUCGAAUGCAAAAAGAACACGAAGCUCAAGAAGGCACAUGGAAGAAAACAAUGAGCGAGAAGGAUAAGCUAGCCCGGGAGAAACAAGCCCGUCUUGAACAGAAAAUUCAAGAAUUGGAAGCAAUCCAGAAAACCAUGCAGGGUAAGUUGAGUCAUCCCCGGUAUUUAUGGAUCUUACCAUGAGC
Molecule: messenger RNA, 422 nt
Organism: Cylicostephanus goldi
Lineage: Eukaryota; Metazoa; Nematoda; Chromadorea; Rhabditida; Strongylidae
Source: the annotation of a GenBank genome assembly